Molecule: messenger RNA, 2691 nt
Organism: Cuscuta campestris
Lineage: Eukaryota; Viridiplantae; Streptophyta; Magnoliopsida; Solanales; Convolvulaceae
Source: the annotation of a GenBank genome assembly
AACAGGCCCAUAUACCACGUGUACCAUAUACAACGUGUAGCCCAGAGAUAGAUUUUAACCCUAAACCCCGGGUUCGACUCUUAUUGUUUAUUUUUCAGAAACCUAUUUUCUAAAGCUCUACCACUAAACAAUACAAGAAGAUGAGACGGGGGAAAGCCAAGGGUAACGAACAAGCUGAGCAGCGGCACCAGUCUGAAGCCGUGCUGCUUCUGCCGGAGACUCGGGAGGUGGAAGAACCCGGUGAGACUCCUCCUGGAUUUGAGGUAUCGUUUUUUGAUUAUUCAGUUGAAAAUCACUUUAGAGCUAUUGAUACUGCCCGGAAACUAUGCGGGGAGCCGGAUAUUGAUGAUUCUAUUGAUCAAGAGGAGCUUCAACGAUUUGGUUCUUCCAUCACAUUCCUUUCGGAAUGGAGAUAUUUAAAAUACAAAUCAAGAAAAAUAAGGUUUGCUUCUGAAAGUGAGAAUGGUAAUGGGAAAGAUGUCAAAUGUGAAAUUAUCUUGCCUCAAUUUUCUGCCGCAACUGUUCCCAAGGGGACCUCUCAGGAGAAAGUAUCUUCUCCACAAUCCUGCAAUGACCUUGUACUCUAUGUUGGAGGUUCUGUUUGGGGCAUAGACUGGUGUCCCAGAGCAUGUAAUGAAUCUGAGUUUCUCUUCCAAAGUGAGUUUGUGGCCAUUGCUGCUCAUCCGCCUCAAUCUUCAUAUCAUAAGAUUGGUGCCCCUCUUACUGGCAGGGGUUUCAUUCAGAUAUGGUGUUUGUUGAAUCACAGAGUAAAAGAUGAGUCGUCCCAAGAUGAUAAAAAGUUACGAAAAAAAUCAAGUAAAGGUGAAAUAGUUAAGAUCAAAUCACCUGAUCCAAAAAAACCCAGGGGAAGACCCAGGAAGAAACCUUUAAAUGUGUCAUCAGAUGAUAAACAUGGUGAUGAAAAUGUGCAACAACCACUUGCAAUUGAAUAUCCUGAAGAAUCAUCCCCACUUCCCACCACAGGCGACAUGGCUUCUGAAAACAUUAACAAAUCACAAGAAGACUCUAGAAGGAAGCAGGAGGUAACUGAACAGCUACCCCUGACUGCUAAAACUUCUUCAAAACGCAGAAAGUUGAAUAACAAUUCUAGAACAAGCAGCCAGACUUGUGGUUCUGCUUUACCCUUUUUAUCAUGGGAUACAAAUGAAAAGUCUUCUUCCAUUAUUGGUUGUCAAACCUCGCAAUGUUGUGCUCUCAUGUCUAUUGAAUCAAGUGGUAAUGAUACAGCUCUCAUGCAAACGAUUCCCAAUGGUCUUGCUUUACCAAGAAUGGUACUGUGUUUGGCUCACAAUGGAAAAGUAGCAUGGGACAUUAAGUGGCGAUCAUGCCAUCUUUCUUGCUCCGAGUCUAGACUGAGAAUGGGUUAUCUUGCUGUUUUGCUGGGAAGUGGAGCUCUAGAAGUGUGGGAGGUCCCUUUUCCUCGUAUUAUAAAACGGCUUUAUUCAUCAAACAUGGAGGGUACCGAUCCUCGAUUUUUGAAGUUGGAACCAGUGUUUAGAUGUUCUAUGCUGAAGUGUGGUGAUAGGCAAAGCAUUCCUUUAACAGUGGAGUGGUCAAUGUCAUCCUCACGUGAUAUGAUUCUAGCUGGAUGUCAUGAUGGAGUGGUUGCUUUGUGGGUGUUUUCUACUACAAAUUCUUCUAAAGACACAAGGCCUUUGCUUUGCUUCAGUGCAGAUACAGUGGCCAUAAGGUCACUUGCUUGGGCACCAUUUGAAAGUGGUACCGAGAGUGAUAAUGUGGUCAUCACUGCUAGUCAUAAGGGCUUAAAGUUUUGGGACCUACGUGACCCAUUCCAUCAUUUGCGAGAAUUCAAUCCUGGACAAGGGGUGGCUAUAUAUAGCCUGGAUUGGCUGCCAUAUCCAAGGUGCAUUCUUGUAUCGUGCGAUGACGGAUCCAUACGGAUCCAGAGUUUGGUAAAGGCUUCCAAUGACUUCCCUGUCACUGGAAAGCCGAUCCCCAUAUCCAAACAACAAGGAUUUCACACCUAUGAGCUGUCAUCCUUUGCAAUAUGGAGUCUGCAAACUUCACGGCUUACAGGUGUGGCCGCAUAUUGCAGUGUUGAUGGUACCACUGCCUAUUUCCAGUUAACUAAACAAGUCGAAACUGAUGCCAUGAGAAAUCGCGCUCCCCAUUUUAUUUGUGGAUCGUUUGCCGAGGAAGAAGAAUCUGUCCUCACAGUAAUCACACCUGUGCCGAAUCGGAUGAAGACAACUAAUGUGUCGAGGGCUACACACACUUCUUCAUCCGUUGUGUACACUGGUGAUGAACCUGAUCCUCAGCCAGUGGCGGCCCUGACAAACAGUCAGGCACCCUUCAGUGAUCAAGGAGAUGGAAGCAAGCUUCCUCCCAAGAGUGUUUCAAUUCAGAGGGUGAGAUGGAAUAUGAACAAAGGCAGUGAAAAGUGGUUAUGCUAUGGAGGAGCAGCUGGAAUCGUUGGCUGCCAGUGGAUUGACACACCUUACUGACUUCAAUUUGCACCAUGCUGUUAACCUAUAUAUAUCACUCAUCUUUGGCAAUGUACAUUGCACGUUGUUGUAUAUAAGUUUAGUGCUCCAUGAGUGUAUUGUUUCAGAUUUUUCAAUCUUAGAAAGCUGUAUCAGAAAACUACAUGUUUGAUAAUGGAUGAUGUGUAUAUGUAGUCUUCAGACUGUAGAAGAUGGAGGGUAUUUA